AUCAGAAUAGUUUUUCUUUGCAGCUCUUUGAGUCAGAGAAUGGAAAACAGCACUGUCUCUUUUUACUUUAACUUCACCAUGUUCAUGAGAAUCGGACACUACCGUUAUGUCGCCUUUGUCUUUUUCCUCCUGUUGUACAGCUUCAUUGUUUGUGCUAAUGUUCUCAUAAUAUGGAUAAUACUGCGGGAGAGCACACUGCACAAGCCCAUGAAUGUGUUUAUUGCUUUUCUGUCUGUCAACUCUUUGUAUGGUUCUGCUGGUUUCUUCCCCAGAUUCCUCAUGGACCUCCUGUCUGAUACUCAUUUAAUCUCACGUCCUGCUUGUUUCACUCAGAUUUAUAUUAUUUACACAUAUGCUUCCUAUGAACUGACCAUCCUGAGCAUCAUGGCUUAUGACAGAUAUGUUGCUGUGUGUCAUCCUUUACACUAUCACAGAAAGAUGACUUAUAAAACUGUCUACAGUUUGGCAUUUUUUGCUUGGGUCUUACCAGCUUGUAACCUUUCAAUAAGCAUACAUAUGAUUGUCAGGCUUCCUUUAUGUGGCAACAAAAUAGAGAAGAUAUACUGUGCCAGCUGGAAUAUUGUAAAAUUGUCAUGUGUUUCUGCUGCUGUUAGCAAUAUUGGUGCUAUGCUGGGAGCCAUAGCUAUAACCGUCCUUCCUUUUGGUUUUAUCUUGUACACUUAUCUCCGAAUUGUGCUUGCUUGUUGGAAAAACUCAUCAGAGGUCAGAGGAAAAGUGUUACAGAGUUGUCUUCCGCAUGUUAUUUCCUUUGUUGUUUAUUCUGUCACUUCAUUUAGUGAUACAGCUCUGAGCCGGCAAAACCUUCAAAAGGUUAAUCCAUUUGUUGCUGUAAUUCUGUCAAUAGAAUUCAUCAUCAUUCCUCCAUUUGUGAAUCCUCUUGUGUAUGGACUUAAAGUGUCAGAGAUUAGAAGACACAUUUUCAGGACUUUAUGCUCAAAACCCGGAAGUAAAAAGAUUUCCUGCAGACCUUUAAGAGACUCAACAAAUGUGUUGCAAACAUUUUGUGCUGUGAAUGAAACAUCUACAGAGCAAAAUGAUGCAUAAAACCCAUGAUUGAUAUCUGAGGCAGAGUAUCUGAUGAAAUCAUUAAUUUGACUUGAAUAAUAUGAUAAUGGAC
Molecule: messenger RNA, 1138 nt
Organism: Acanthochromis polyacanthus (spiny chromis)
Lineage: Eukaryota; Metazoa; Chordata; Actinopteri; Pomacentridae
Product: olfactory receptor 10J4-like
Exons: 1
Coding region: 40-1065 (341 amino acids)
Biological process (GO): G protein-coupled receptor signaling pathway
Cellular component (GO): membrane
Molecular function (GO): G protein-coupled receptor activity; olfactory receptor activity
Source: RefSeq, a predicted model, not a curated record